CUUGGCUUGGAGCUUCAAAUUGCUCACUCAACUCCUCCCUCAUCUCAUCUAACAAAGCAGCAUAAAUACUAUGUAGAUUUCGUUUCUCCAUUUUCCACCAUUCAUCUCCAAAAUUGCAAAACAAAACAUGAAAAUUUUCACAUAUACUUUUCUCUGUCUGUCCGUGUUCUUGGCCUUCUCCAACUUCAUCUAUCCCUCGCAAGCUGCUACAACUGAACUUGUGAAGCACAUAUGUAACCAGACCUCGAAUUACACCUUCUGUGUUGACUCUCUCUACAGCGACCCACGUACCCCGGCCGCCGAAGCGUACGUGCUUGCCUACGUCUCAUUCCGCUUAGCGUACCUCAAUGCUACUGCCACCCAAGACCGCAUAGCUGUGCUGCUUAAACAUGCUGCCUCAGGCCAAAGCCAGCAUCUCCAUAGGUGCAACCAUGACUACAAGAAGGCCACCUCCGCGCUGGAGCAGGCUUACAUUGAUCUGGACUCCGAGACCUUCUUCGAGCUGGCGGAUUUAGCGGGCGCUGCCGCUCAUGCUGCCGAUGAUUGUCAAGCCACUUUCAAGGGUACAGACUAUUCUUCACUUGCUACCAUGAAUAAGAAUUUGAAGGGUCUUUCAGAAAUAUGCGUAGUCGUCUCUAAACUAUUUACUGAAUCUUAAUUUGUGAGAUUAGUCGCCAUUUCUAUCUACCAAGAAAGAAAUAAUAUUAGCAAUUCUUUUUCAUAAGAGAAUGCAAAUGUAUGACCUGUUAUGUGGUUUAGACUUUUCUGUAUCAUCCCGAUCCAUAUUGAGAAGAGAUGAAUAGUUCAA
Alnus glutinosa is the source of this 808-nucleotide messenger RNA. RefSeq names its product cell wall / vacuolar inhibitor of fructosidase 2-like. Lineage: Eukaryota; Viridiplantae; Streptophyta; Magnoliopsida; Fagales; Betulaceae. The record is from RefSeq and is a predicted model, not a curated record. Bases 128 to 658 code for a protein of 176 amino acids. The transcript has a single exon. Gene Ontology annotation, molecular function: enzyme inhibitor activity.